AUGGUGAACUGCACCAUGAGUGCUCAGAACGAUUCCGAGGUGGAGAGCCUGCUUAUGAGCCCAUGCUGGAACCAAUCGACGAACGUGCAAGAACAAUACAUACUAGAUGGUCACAAGCUGCUGCUGGAUGCCGAUCUGGAAUCCCUACCGAGUGAUUCCGAAACGCAGAAAAGCUCGAUGGAUGUGCUGGAGAACCUGCUGCUGAAUUCGACCUCCAUCAACAGUAGCAACUCGAGCAAUGAUGGCGAUGUUAAGCCACUACCCUCAUUUACGUCCUUCAAUACAGGACAUUUAUCUAUUAACGGAAUAUCCGGGUAUCAUUAUACGGCGAUUGCACAGCGGUUGCCAGAGGAAAACAACAAUUACCCGCAGAAUUCGUUCCAGAACGGAACGAGCAACGGUAGCAAUGGGGAUAACAAUAUCGUUUCCUCAUCGACUUGCCUGCCGGAUUCGGUACUCAAUCCGGACGGGAAUGGAGCCGAUGGUUGCCUACAGGAUGUGAAACUAUUUUCCGACAGUUCGAUCGAUGGCAAGAUCUAUUCAGCUAGUGCCGACAGUUGCGUGAUAGGUGGGCCAGACUCCGUCUCCGGAGCAAGAAUCUUCGUUGACUCCAAAGAACUGUCCGAGUAUGAUAUGAGCUCGAUCGAAGAUAUUGCCGCAAUAAUAGGGUCCGCUAUUGCGGACACGACCGUUCCGAACAACAAAGUGGAAAAAGAAGACGGAAAUGACACGAGAGAUUCGUGGAUGGACUUGGACGCGUGGAUCGAAGGGACCUGCACGACACCGGAGAGCAAACUUAUCGUAUCACAGCAGGACUCACUUAGUGAGCUAAUCCUACCUCAUUCCCCGGUGCAUACGGCCGGUUCUACGCUACAGAGUCUACUAACGCACGGGUAUAUGCCACUGCUCCAGAAUCGGUUACAAAAUGGGCCGCCUAUCAAAAUUGAGACCCCCACCUCUACGUCCUACUGCGGCGAACUGAUAUCGACUUCAACUAGUCCACCAGGCUCGGUCGUAUCGACAACCGACAAUCUAAUACUAAACGGAAGGUACCUGCAGAAUCAUCAAAACUUUGCCCUCAGCAUGGGCAUCAAACCGGACGGACUGUGCAGUCCGGAACUCAUGGGCAACUACCCGCAUACCACUAGCACAACUCCAACGACACCAAAAAAUAAACGACGGCCUCACAAGCAGUCCAAAACCAACGGCCACGGGCAUCCUCAGGUGCAGCAGGCUCAAUCCCAGCAGUCUCAGCAGCAGCAGCAAUGUUCCGUGCAACAAUCCGCAGCCCAGCAAUCCCACCAGCAGCAACUAUCCGCAGCGGCAGCGGCGGCGGCAGCACAGACGCAAGCAGCGCUUAGCUUUCAAGCGGCCAGUGAACUCAGUGGACUUCUCGGUAAAGAUAAACCCGUACACCGGUGUAACAUCUGCAACCGGGGGUUCCUCAACAAGAGCAACAUCAAGGUCCACCUGCGAACCCACACAGGCGAAAAGCCGUUCCGCUGUGAAGUCUGCGCCAAAGCCUUCCGCCAAAAGGCCCAUCUCAUCAAGCACCAGCAGAUACACAAACGAAUCGGGAGGGAUUGA
Messenger RNA from Sabethes cyaneus, 1587 nucleotides. It is a transcript of the gene ich, whose product is annotated as ichor. The transcript has a single exon. The coding region runs from base 1 to 1587 and encodes 528 amino acids. The record is from RefSeq and is a predicted model, not a curated record. Gene Ontology annotation, cellular component: nucleus. Gene Ontology annotation, molecular function: RNA polymerase II transcription regulatory region sequence-specific DNA binding; DNA-binding transcription factor activity, RNA polymerase II-specific. Gene Ontology annotation, biological process: embryo development; embryonic hindgut morphogenesis; embryonic pattern specification. NCBI's taxonomy places the organism in Eukaryota, Metazoa, Arthropoda, Insecta, Diptera, Culicidae.